Messenger RNA from Erythranthe guttata (spotted monkey flower), 2334 nucleotides. NCBI's taxonomy places the organism in Eukaryota, Viridiplantae, Streptophyta, Magnoliopsida, Lamiales, Phrymaceae. The record is from RefSeq and is a predicted model, not a curated record.
GCCGUGCUCACACCAGAUGAAGCUCAUAAAAUAUCAGGUGCAUGCAUGAGCAUAUAUAUAUGGAUGUAUUCAUAAUUUGUUAUACAAAUUUAAUCUAUUUUAAUUUACAGUAUUGAUUAACUAGAAAUUUGUUUAAAUAAUUAUUGGACUGCAGGGAUGGAUGGUGUGAUCUCGGUUUUCCACAGCGACCCCACAGAAUCGAGACUUCACACAACAAGAUCGUGGGAUUUCAUUAGCUUACUCGAAGCUAAUUGGGACGUAACACGAGCCAACAGCAGAGAACAGCUAUUGAAUCAAGCUGGUUAUGGCCAAAAUGUCGUUGUCGGGGUACUCGACAGCGGCAUAUGGCCGGAGUCGGAGAGUUUCAACGAUCUGGGGAUGGGACCUAUUCCGGCAACCUGGAAAGGAUUUUGCGAGCCUGGUGUUGAUUUUAAUUCUUCUCACUGUAAUAGGAAACUGGUGGGGGCCCGCUACUAUUUGAAGGGUUUCGAGGCCAAUUUCGGUCCGCUCGAUCCGACAAUCAACUUCCGAUCAGCUAGGGAUGCCCUCGGCCACGGGACCCACACAGCGUCCACCGCCGGCGGCCGAAAUGUUCCGGGAGCCGCGGCCAUCGGCGGUUUCGGCGUAGGCAACGCGACCGGAGGUGCCCCACUGGUGCGGCUGGCCAUGUACAAAGUGUGCUGGAAUAUCCCGGCGGUGAAGGGAGGAGGGAGCUCGUGCCUGGACGAUGACAUGCUGGCGGCCUUCGAGGACGCAAUCACCGACGGAGUUGACGUCCUCAGUAUAUCCAUCGGCGGGAGAACCGGGAAGCCCUACGCAGAGUCCGGCAUUGCUGUUGGAGCAUUGCAUGCAGUUAAAAGGAAUAUUGUGGUGGUUUGCAGUGCUGGCAAUUCGGGGCCCGAUCCGUUUACCGUCACGAAUAUCUCCCCGUGGAUCAUCACUGUUGGAGCGAGUAGCAUCGAUCGGGUUUUUUCGUCGCCAGUUGUUCUUGGAAACGGCAUGGUGGUAGAGGUUCGUAUAUUUAUAGGACAAUCAGUUACUCCAUUCGUGAAGGGGACGUACCCACUUGUUUAUGCGUCAGACGUAGAAAUUCCAGGCACCACCACAUCUGACACAUCUGGAUUUGAUAGACGAUGCUUUGCUGGCACGCUUUCACCGGCGCUGACGGUAGGAAAGGCGGUGUUCUGCUGGAGUGGGGACACUACGCAAGCAUUAGAAGUGCAAAGAGCAGGCGGCGUAGCGGUGGUGCUCGGAAACCGCUAUAACGGGGUAGGUGUCGUCGGCAGGCCUUAUUUGAUACCGGGGACAGUUAUCCUUUCCGGUGGAAAAUGGAGUGUUUACCGGUACACCCAAAAUGACCUAGCACCGACGGCAACUUUGACUCCGGCAAUCACUUUGAUAGGCGGCAACACCAGCAGCCCAACUCCGUUCAUGGCAGCUUUCACCUCAAGAGGCCCCAACGUGAUCGAACCAAAUAUUUUGAAGCCGGAUAUUACAGCACCAGGACUGAAUAUACUCGCAGCAUGGAGCGAAGCUGCUUCUCCUCUCCGCGUCCCAUCCGAUAACCGAGUCGUUAAGUUCCAAAUCGAUUCCGGUACAUCAAUGGCGUGCCCACAUGUUGCCGGCGUGGCGGCGCUUAUCAAAGCCGUACAUCCCGAUUGGAGCAGCGCCGCCAUCAGAUCUGCUCUCAUGACCACUGCAACAGCAAACAACAAUUUGGGGAAACUAAUAACAGAUGUAGUAGGGAAUUUUGCAACGCCGUUGCAAUACGGGGCAGGGCACAUCCAGCCGGCGAAAGCUGCAGAUCCAGGGCUAGUGUACGACGCUUCGUACGAAGAUUAUCUGCUCUUCCUCUGCAGCACCACCGGCAAUUUGUUGGAUCCGACUUUCGUCUGCCCCCUAAUUUUGCCCUCGCCGAGCAAUUUCAACUAUCCGUCGGUUACCAUUACUAAACUAACCGGGGUUGUGACGGUGCAGAGGACCCUUACGAACGUGGGCGUGGGGAACGCCACGUAUACCGUGACGGUUGCUACCCCGCCGGGUUUCUCGGUGACAAUCUCACCGGCGACGCUGUUUUUCAGCGCGACCGGGGAAAAGCAGAGCUUCAGUAUCACGGUUCAGGCAAUGGUUAUUGCUCCGGUGGAUGCAUUUGGUUGGUUUUAUUGGUCCGAUGGGAUUCAUCAAGUUAUAAGCCCCAUUUUACUGUCGGUGUGAUCAAUUUGUCUCGCUCUACUCAUUUCCCAUUUCUUCUGUUUGCCAUGAAAGUUAUUUUUAGCUUCAUUAAUUCUGUGUGUUUUUUUCUGAUAUUUGUUUUUGUUGUUAAAGAGUUUUUAU